This is a messenger RNA of Wallemia ichthyophaga EXF-994, 2901 nucleotides long. Its product is annotated as Glucosamine--fructose-6-phosphate aminotransferase. The coding region runs from base 1 to 2901 and encodes 966 amino acids. The record is from RefSeq and is a predicted model, not a curated record. Gene Ontology annotation, molecular function: ribose-5-phosphate isomerase activity; carbohydrate derivative binding; L-glutamine:D-fructose-6-phosphate transaminase (isomerizing) activity. The transcript is spliced from 4 exons. NCBI's taxonomy places the organism in Eukaryota, Fungi, Basidiomycota, Wallemiomycetes, Wallemiales, Wallemiaceae. Gene Ontology annotation, biological process: UDP-N-acetylglucosamine metabolic process; pentose-phosphate shunt, non-oxidative branch; fructose 6-phosphate metabolic process.
AUGAUCGGCGAUAGAAGGCAGUACGAUGUUGAGCCGGCUGCUGAUGAGGCGGCCAUGAUUGAAAAGUCGAAGCAGCUCGCUGCGUGGGCAGCUGUAGACCACUACAUCAAACCAGAACACUCUGUUAUCGCUAUAGGCAGCGGGAGCACUGUGCCUUUCGUCGUUGAGCGUAUCCUCCAGCAGGGCGAGCAUGUCAAUAGCAAGAGAAAGUUUAUUCCUACGUCUUUCCAAGCCAAAGAGCUCAUCGUCAGCAAUGGUCUUGCGUUGGGUGACGUUGACCAGUACCCGGUCAUCGACGUUGAUAUCGAUGGCGCGGAUGAAGUCGACCUCAAGCUGAACGCUAUCAAGGGCGGCGGUGCUUGCCAUCUCAGAGAGAAAGUUUUAGCAGAAGCUUCAAGGAGAUUCAUUAUCGUUGCUGACUAUCGCAAAAACUCGGCCAUCUUGGGCAGCUCUUGGACACAGGGAAUACCAGUGGAAGUCGCACCAUUCGCAUAUGCUAAAGUGAUGGUCAAUCUCGAGCGGAUUGAGGGCUGCGAAUCGGCAAAGCUGCGUAUGGGUAAGGCGAAAGCAGGUCCAGUGGUCACAGACAAUGGAUGUUUCGUUAUCGAUGCACAGUUUGAUGAACACAGAUUCAGUGAUCCUGAGUUGCUGCUGUCUAAGAUCAAGAUGCUUACAGGUAUAAUGGAAGUAGGACUGUUCUGUGACAUGACAGAUGCCGCGUACUUUGGAAAUGUAGAUGGCACGGUAACUAUAAGGAACGCAGAUGGUUCGAUCUACGCGCUUAAGAGGUCAGGUGAGGAGCCGGAGAUGGUUAAAGCAGCAGGGGAGUUUGAGUGUGGUAUCUUCGCCUAUUGCUCUCAAAACGUCUGCAAAGAUCGUAAAUAUGUAAUUGACACGCUUCUCAACGGCCUUUCGAGAUUAGAAUACCGUGGAUACGAUUCUGCUGGUAUCGCCGUCGACGGCGACGAUGACAAAGACAUGUACAUCUUCAAGCAAGUCGGUAAAGUUAAGGAGCUCAGAUCUCACAUUGACAAGGCCACGGUUGAUUUCUCUAAGCAAUUCAACUCUCAAGCAUCUAUGGGUCACACUAGAUGGGCCACUCACGGUCAGCCAUCUCCAAUCAACUGCCACCCACACCGCUCAGAUGUUACAAACGAGUUUAGCGUCGUCCACAAUGGUAUCAUCACCAACUACAAAGAACUCAGACUCGUUUUAGAGAAGAAGGGUCACAAAUUCGAGACUGACACCGAUACCGAAGCUGUCGCUAAAUUAGCAAAGUUCAUCUUCGACUCCAACCCAAAAAUUGCUGAUUUCCCUACUUUGGUUAAAUCUGUAUGUAAGGAAUUGGAAGGCGCCUUUGCUUUCGUCUUCAAAUCUGUUCACUUCCCAAACCAAUUGGUCAUUGCUAGACGCGGUUCUCCCGUCUUGAUUGGUGUAAAAACUGAUCAAAAGCUCAAGACUGACUUUGUCGACGUUGAAAUUCCUGCAGAAGACGCCAUUCCUGCUGCUUUUGAGGAAUCUCCUACGGGCUCUUCCUUGUUGACCGCUUCUCCUCAACACCAACUCAGAAGAUCUCAAUCAAGAGCUUUCCUUACAAACGGUCAAUCUACUGACCCUAUCGAGUACUUUAUUGCUUCAGACGCCUCUGCAAUCGUCGAACAUACCAAGAGAGUUUUAUAUCUCGAAGAUGAUGAUAUCGCUCACAUCCACGACGGCGAAUUGCACAUUCACCGUCUUAACCGUGCAAACGACAAGACUUCAUCUGUCAGAUCAAUUGAGACUUUGGAAAUUGAGAUUGCAGAGAUCAUGAAGGGUUCAUUUGAGCACUUUAUGCAAAAGGAAAUCUACGAGCAACCAGAGUCUGUCAUCAACACAAUGAGAGGUAGAAUUAACUUUGAUACUAAAGAGAUUACACUCGGUGGUCUCAAGCAGUACCUCACUACUAUCAGAAGAUGUCGUAGAAUGGUUCUUGUCGCUUGCGGUACUUCAUACCACUCAUGUUUAGCUGUCAGACAAGUGUUUGAGGAGUUGACCGAGAUACCUGUGUCUGUUGAAUUGGCUUCAGACUUCUUGGACCGUCGCACUCCAAUUUUCAGAGAUGAUGUCUGUGUCUUCCUUUCACAAAGUGGUGAAACUGCCGACACUAUUCUCGCUUUGCGCUACUCUAUGGAGCGUGGAGCGUUGUGUUUAGGUGUUGUUAACACUGUUGGUUCGACCAUCUCACGUGAGACUCACUGCGGAAUCCACAUUAACGCAGGUCCAGAGAUAGGUGUUGCAUCAACCAAAGCAUACACAUCGCAAUAUAUUGCAUUGCUUAUGAUGGCUGUCCAACUUUCUGAGGAUCGCUUAAGUAAGUUGGAGAGACGUCAACAGUUGAUCGACGGUCUCCACGAUCUCCCAAGUCAGAUCAAGAAGGUUUUGCAAUCUGACGAGACACUCACCAUGCUCGCCAAGGGUAUGAUCGAUCAACGUUCACUUCUCAUCAUGGGUAGAGGCUACCAAUACUCUACUUGUCUGGAAGGUGCUCUGAAGAUUAAGGAAAUCAGUUACAUGCACAGUGAAGGUAUUUUGGCUGGAGAAUUGAAGCACGGUCCUCUGGCGCUUAUUGACGAGAACAUGCCAGUCAUCCUCGUCAUGACACAAGACUCUUUCUAUCCAAAGGUACAAUCAGCAUUGAUGCAAAUCACGGCUAGAAAGGGAUUGCCAAUUAUCAUCUGCAAUGAAGGUGACAAGAGUUUGACCGAAAACUACAAAACUAUCCAGGUACCUAAAUCUGUUGAUGCUCUUCAGGGUCUUCUUAACGUCGUUCCACUUCAACUCCUCUCGUACCACUUGGCUGUUGGAAGAGGCUACGAUGUCGAUUUCCCAAGAAACUUGGCCAAAUCUGUUACUGUUGAGUAA